Molecule: messenger RNA, 1116 nt
Organism: Striga hermonthica
Lineage: Eukaryota; Viridiplantae; Streptophyta; Magnoliopsida; Lamiales; Orobanchaceae
Source: the annotation of a GenBank genome assembly
AUGAAACAUGGCUCGAAAAACGAGCAAUCGGCCGUGAAAAAUCAAGACGAGCACGAAGAUUCCUCUUCGAGAUGCGAUUUAUUUUCAGGCAAAUGGGUUUUUGACGAAAAAUCGUAUCCUCUGUACAAAGAGAGCCAAUGUUCAUUCAUGCAGAACACUUUUGCCUGUUUGGACAAUGGGAGAAAGGAUUUUAAGUAUCAAAGUUGGAAAUGGCAGCCUCAUGGCUGUGAUCUUCCUAGGUUUAAUGGGACCGCAUUGCUGGAGAAAAUUAGAGGAAAAAGCCUUGUUUUUGUUGGUGACUCUUUGAAUCGAAACCAAUGGACAUCGAUGCUUUGCCUGAUCGAGCCGUUUCUAAGCAAAUCGACUGCUAAAAUCUGGACCAGGAAAGGCAAUUUGUUUGUCUUCCAGGCACCUGAGUACAAUGCCACAAUUGGAUUCUAUUGGUCACCAUUUCUAGUCGAGUCGAAUGCAGACAAUCCGGGGUAUCAUCAGGUGAAGGACCGUAUAAUUAGAAUCGAAGAUAUCGAGAAACACGCUCGGCAUUGGACAAAUUCGGAUUUUCUUGUCUUCGAUACAUUCUCUUGGUGGCAGCAGCGGACCAUGACACUCUCAUGGGAACCGUUUGGUGGGUCGAACACGACGUACAAAAGGGUCGGAGAAAAUCUCCGCCCGUACCAAAUGGUGAUCGAAACAUGGUCCGACUGGCUGCAGCUCAACGUGAACCGAACGAAAACAAAGCUUUUUUUCAUGAGUCAAUCUCCUCCUCACUUUCAUGGCAAAAGUUGGGAUGUUGAACUAAACUGCUACAACCAAACCGAGCCGAUUCUUAAACAGGACUAUUUAGGAGUCGAAAUCAACCUCUGGAUGAUGCGCAUGGUGAACUCGACCGUGAAGAGGCUCGGAAAAAGAGGGCUAAAAGUCGAGUAUCUUGACAUAACGCGUCUUUCAAACUACAGAAAAGACGGCCAUCCGUCGAUUUACGGAAGGUCGGUUAGCAAAAUGAGUCCCGAAGAACGGGCGAAUGCCCAACGACAUUCGGAUUGCAUACAUUGGUGUCUGCCGGGCGUGCCCGAUUUUUGGAAUCAGAUUUUGUAUGCAUAUAUUAUGAAAUCUUAA